Molecule: messenger RNA, 3447 nt
Organism: Acanthaster planci (crown-of-thorns starfish)
Lineage: Eukaryota; Metazoa; Echinodermata; Asteroidea; Valvatida; Acanthasteridae
Product: steroid 17-alpha-hydroxylase/17,20 lyase-like
Biological process (GO): hormone biosynthetic process; progesterone metabolic process
Molecular function (GO): heme binding; iron ion binding; steroid 17-alpha-monooxygenase activity
Source: RefSeq, a predicted model, not a curated record
CAUAAUCUCUGCUACCACGAAGUGACUCAACAGUGCAUGAUAUGAUAAGUAGCUAUCGCGAAGCUGCACUGUCGAGCAUUGCAAUCGAUCAGGAGCUGAAAAAAUGGAAGUCAACGGGGACGUUUACCUGAAUGUUACCACGCUCUUGGUUGCUGUAGGAGCCCUGGUUGCCUACGCACUUUACAGAAGCGCCAAGCGGCCCGCAGGCUUCCCGCCCGGGCCAACCGCACUACCGCUUGUUGGAAAUAUUCCUCAGUUUUACUUUGCAAAAACUACUCAACAAGGAGUCUUCAACGAGCUCUGGCAGAAAUACGGAGCAGUCUAUUCCUUGAAGUUUGCCAGCGGGGACGUUGUUGUGCUGAACACCAUUGAUGUGGUCAAAGAGGCACUGGUCAAGAAAGCUGUGGUGUUUGCUGGACGUCCUGAAACCUACUCACUUGGAUUGUUCACUGACGGUUUCAAGGACAUUGCCUUCUCGACCUAUGGCCCCCAGUGGCGUUACCAACGCAAACUAGGCCACACUGCGAUCAGGCACUUUGCACAGAAGGAGCGUUUGGAGCAACUUGUCUCCACCGUCACCCCAGGAAUUGCCAAGGUUCUGGACGAAAUGGGAGACAAGCCAUUCGCUCCCAAAUGGACGAUCGGCCAGAUAGUGUACAAUAUCUUGGGCACCCUUUGCUUUGCCAAGACGUACAAAUUCAACGAUCCCGAUUUACUGAAUUGGAUUGAUAUCAACACUGAAAUCAACAAAGCUUUUGGAAGCGGUCUGCCUGGGGAUUUCAUGACCAUUUUCCAGUACAUCCCAACUCCUGCCGAUACCAAGUUAAAGCGUCUGCUGAAGCCCUUCAAGCAAAUGUUCCAAGAGGAGUUUGAGAGACACCGUGAUACUUUUGAUCCAGAGAAUAUCCGUGACUUCUUUGACUCGUUGCUGCUGACCCAGAAGGAGAACAUUGAAGCAGGGGAGGAAGGAGCUGAUCGUCUGACAGACACGCACCUCAUCCAUACGGUCAUGGACAUUUUUGGAGCGGGAACAGAAACCACCAUUCUCACCCUCCACUGGAGCGUGCUCCUCAUGGCCGAGUAUCCUGAAAUCCAGAAAAAGGUUGCCAUGGAAAUUGAUGAGAUCAUAGGUCAUGACCGGAUGCCCUCAUUGACUGACAGGGGUUCUUUGCCGUUCACUGAAGCCACCCUUCUGGAGAUAUUUCGGUAUGGUACCGUGGCACCACUUGGUCUUCCGCAUUCUGUGAUGGAAGACACAACACUGGGUGGAUACAAACUCCCUAAGGAUACCACUGUGAUGAUCAACCACAUGGCCCUUCAUUUCAACCCUGCUAAAUGGGAGGAACCGGAAAAGUUCAAACCAGAACGUUUCCUAAACGACAACGGUCAGCUCCCUGCCAAGCUUCCAGAGAGCCUCCUACCUUUCAGCACUGGACGCCGUGUCUGCCUUGGCGAGGACUUCGCUAAGAAGGAAGUCUUUCUGCUCUUCACCUGGCUUUUCAGCCGGUAUACCUUCUACAAAGUACCAGGCAAAGAGAAGGAAACUGUGCUGAAGUUGAAUGAAGAACUGGGUUUUGCUCACCAGCCCCUCGAUGACAUCGAGGUCUGCGUUAAAACACUACUGUAAUUCAAAUGGCAUUCAGAAAAGUUGUUCGGAACAUUUGUGAACUUUGUCAAAGAUGGCUUUAACAAUCUUUAGUGCAGCUCCUUUAUAAUACAUGUAACAGCAAUAAUUGACCACCCCCACUAUCAGUUGUGUAAUAUAGAAGGUAGCACAUAACAACUCUCGUAAAGGAGUCUUUAGAAAUUCAUCUGGAAGUGUGCCCCGAUCAGAAGUGUUCAAAGUCUGGAUUUAGAUUUCAACCCCUUUCGUAGGGAAAGUACCAAAUUACUGCGGCGUUGAUUCUCCUAUACCUUGAAUCACAUUGACAGGUAGUUCCACAUCAUGCUUCCAACUUAGAGCCCUCUUAAAAUAGCUUGGAGUGAGACGUAACAUGUACCCAAUAAAGUUGUGAAGGUCAUACUUAAAUACCUUUUAUGACACAUUCGCGCUGGUAGUUAGUCAAUGUAUUUACAAAAUUAUGACUGACAGUUUUGUCGAAAUGGUUACACUUGUGAACUGGCAAAUAUGCAUCUUUUGACAGCUUCAAAAUUCAAAAUUCUUUACUAGUGCUUACCUUUAGCUAUACAUCAUUUUAAAGAUUCUGGACCAAAGAAAUUUGGUGCACCAGCAUAUCUCAAUGAAAGAGGGUACGCUAUGUAGACCUUGGCAAGCACCCGCUAAGUUUUUCAUUGCAAACUUGCUGUGAACCGAGUAUCAGCCAAUUCAAAAACCUGACUCAGAAAAAAAAAUUUGUGUCAAACGUUGCCUAAAUUUUUAAUGAAGUGGAAGAAUCAGCAACAUGGUAACUGUAAUAUUUUGGUAAAGUGGUUUUGAAAAUACUGCUUAAAGUUCAAAUCAAAAUUUCUCUGAUCCAUUACAGUCCGUAAAUAGGUGGGGCAAGCUUGUGUGAUGUAUGGCAGAAACUUUAACUCCUCAUGGUGAUCUUCAAGCUUCGACAUCACAUGCAUAUACACAGUCAUUUCAUCCGUCAUCCAGUGUGUCAUAAAUACAUGUUGAUCUCUCGCUGUUGGAGUUCAUGAUUCUUCAGCCUUCUUUGCUUUCCGUAGGUGUAGAGUUUAAACAGGCAGACAUGGUAGUUUUUUAGAAAGACAGUAACCCUAGCUGGUUGCGUCAGAUUUGAAAUUAAUUCGUUCCUCAAUUCCACCAACGUAAUUCUCUAAAGACAAUACCUGCUUUGUAGUAUAACAAAUCGAAUCUGUAUUGAAGUAAAUACCUUGAAACAAAGCAGGAGUUUUUUCAAAACGUAAACUUUACAAAUCAGGGGCAUAUGUAGCUUUCAGGAAAUGGGGGUUGGUGGGUGUACUGAAGGGAUGGCCUGCUGAGGGGGUCCAAAAGCAUCAACCACCGUUCCCUGAUGAAAAAGAAAACUGAAAUAUAUAUGGACAGAUGGACGGCGCAAUCCUAGUCCAAGACUUUCUUUUAAUACUCAUUUUCCGUCAUUUCACUGGCAGUUCCAUUUAGUCCGCGGCUGAAUGGGUGGGGGUGCAACACCCCUCUAGAUCUGCCUCCGCAAAUAAAAUAUGUAGUGUGCCCCCAAAAAUCCUGCUACAUAUAUCAAUCAAAGUUUGAUAGAAUUCGAAAAGAGUCUGACAUUGACUAAUACUAAUAAUAGCUUCGUAUUAUGUUGAGAUUAUAGAAAUAUAUUGCACAGAAACUAAUGAUUGCGCACAAAGAUUCUGCAUUAAGUAAGCUUAGCAGAUCCGUUAGUGUUAAUCAAUCUAUGCAGCUAUAAAACGUAUACUGUUAAAGUGUUAUAUGUGUAUAUGCAAUGAUGCACCGGAUAUGAUGCAAUAAAAGUUGAAAAAAUACAUUAUGGAGACCAA